UAUGCUACAACUUCUUAAACCCAUGACCACAAAUUCACCGACAAUUACAUCGACAAAAGCAACGACAGUAACCGAAUCACCUAAAUCAGUAUAUUGGGCAAACCUUUUAUUAUUAGGUUAG
Diversispora eburnea is the source of this 121-nucleotide messenger RNA. Lineage: Eukaryota; Fungi; Glomeromycota; Glomeromycetes; Diversisporales; Diversisporaceae. The record is from the annotation of a GenBank genome assembly.